Molecule: messenger RNA, 1651 nt
Organism: Chaetomium strumarium
Lineage: Eukaryota; Fungi; Ascomycota; Sordariomycetes; Sordariales; Chaetomiaceae
Exons: 4
Coding region: 1-1443 (480 amino acids)
Source: RefSeq, a predicted model, not a curated record
AUGGUGACUGAGAUCCCCGGCGUGCCCGACCACGUUCUCGCACAGUGGAAACGUCAACUCAGCCGGGUCCCGCUCCCGAUAGAGGAGUCGGUGACCAUUUACGCAAAUCCAGUGCAACCGCUCGGCGGUUUGGAUGACGGCUCUGAAAUCGGCGACGGCGUAGAGGGGCAUCUCGUCUGGGUCGGGGUCGGAGAUAAGCAGGUUAAGGUCGUCCAGGACUUCAUGCAGAGCGACAAGCAGCCUGGGACCAGGAUCCUGACCUUCAAAGAAAUGAUGGAGGCAGAGAAUGUCGAUACACCUAACUUUCUGACCAACGCCGUUGUGGUCAUAGACAAUGACUUCGGCCGGAUCAACCACUGUCAUCUCGGCCUCUUCACAGCACUGCAGCGGUUCUGGUGUCAACGGCGCGAUAGGGGUGAAGGUCUCCAUGCCGCAGUAGUCGCCGUCUCCUCCAACGAAGAGCAGCUGUGGUUUGACACAGCCAUCAACCUCCUGUGGAAAAGGGAAAUCUGCUACAUCACGCUCGAGUCGGCGCCUGGCUACACUCUGCAGAUGUAUCGCAGGGAUGCAGACACGCCUCUCUACCGCUGCAUUCGCGGCAGCGCAUCGCAGGAGCCCGUCGUGGUCGUCUGUCUGUACCCGUUUAUGCAGAUGGACAAGCUGCAGCCUCAUUGGAAGGCCGCCUGCGAGCGUCAUCGGCUCGAUGAUCCGUCGUUUCGCUGUGAUGCUCUGUGGAUCUGGCGGUACAAUAUUCACGAAUUGCCGGCCGUCUUGACUGAAGAGACACUCAGGGGUCCCCGCCAUGCCGUUCUCUUUGUCGAUGAGGCCCUGCGCUUCCUCCUUGCGAUCCAGGGUCUCCGUCACUACGUGCUUCCCUACAAGUGGUUAGCAAGGCAGUUCGACACUAGCUUCCUGAAACCUACGUUGCAGGACUUUGGCUGCAGCGAGCUGUACGCCCACCUUGCGGCCGGGUUGGGCCAGAUCGAGCAGCGGGACGACAUUCGCGUCAUUUACGGGACGGACCGCGACGCCCCGCCAUGUGAGGACGAGGAUGGCGUCGCCAGAAUCCCGCACAUCAAUUACCAGCCUGUCUGGCCAGGAUCAAACAAUCGAUCGACCAAUUGCUGGGGACAGAAGCCACCGACGCGGCCACCCUUCGCCAAGUUCGCCCUGCUCCAUCAUACCACGAUCCGAUUCAUUCGCCGGCGCAGGAGGUAUCCACGUCCAUCGCUCAACAGGGAAGUACAUCUCACGAUGCUCACAAAGACCAAGAGAAAGCGGACAGCCCUCGCACCGAGGUUGAUAACGAUGCCGCUCUGUCACCUGAACAGGGCGCAACACAAGCUCAGGCACCGGCCGGGCCGGUGGAUCAAGAGGCGAUGUGGGACUCAGAGGGCUUGGUUGCGGCGAAAUGGGAGGGCUCAUGGGCGGAUCUUUGACUAAGUACACCAUCUCUCACCCGGAUGAUGCGAUGACGGAGGUUGGGCAUUUUGUCAAGGGGCGUGACUGGCUGCGCAUCGGAUAUAGAAUUAUGGAUGAUGCACGGACUACGGCACGAGCAAAAGGAGGAGGAGGGAUGCUUGUUUGUAUGGCCGGCUAGGACAACCCCAAGGAGCCUCGGGGUAAUCAGAAUCUGGAACAUUGUAUAACG